Messenger RNA from Symbiodinium sp. CCMP2456, 2986 nucleotides. The record is from the annotation of a GenBank genome assembly. NCBI's taxonomy places the organism in Eukaryota, Dinophyceae, Suessiales, Symbiodiniaceae.
GUUGGAGCGGAGCCUCUGCACAGAACCACGGCGGAGGUUUCCAAGAAGCUGGGAUUGAUGGAGAGCGUUCGCCACGUUUGUCAGGCGGUCCAGAUUCCCCUGCCCGGAGUGGUCGUCGUUGGCGAACAGUCUGCUGGCAAGUCAUCACUGUUGGAAAACAUAUCCGGAAUUCAGUUUCCGCGCGCCCAGAACACGUGCACACGCAUGCCGUGUAUCUUGACGAUGCUAACAGACCCAACCGUCAACGAGUCCUUUGCCCUUGUGUCGAUGGAUUCGAGCUUUACCGAUGCGAAGAGAUGUGCUGUGGCGGACGUGGAGGGGCAGAUCAAGGAGCUGACGGAUCAGCACGCCACGGGCGCGGCCUUCAUCUCCAGACAGGCCCUCUACAUACGAGUCGUUCGGCGAGAUGGUCCGCAGCUGUCCUUGAUCGGCGUGACACACAACGCCGAGAAGAUGUCCAACAUUCACGAGGUCACCGUGAGCCUCGUGAAGGAGUACAUCGAGCCGGAGGAGAUGGUGAUCUUGUGCGUGAUCCCGGCUAUGUCCGAUUUUGGCAACGCGGAGGUGGUAAAGUUGGCCCGUGAGUACGACCCGGAGGGCAUCCGGACGCUCGGUGUUGUCACGAAGUGCGACGACGCAGCGAACGCUGAAGCAUCUGACAUUGUGGAGAAGGUCACAAUGUCAAGAGACUCCGACGUGCGCCUGGCGUUCGGCUUCCACUGCGUAGUCAACCGGUCUCAGAAGAACAUCGACGAAGGCAUGAGCCGCGAGGAUCUGUGGCAGAAGGAAGAGAAGAUCUUCACGACUUCGGACCGCCUAAGAAAGCUCCCAGCAAGCAACUGGGGCACCCUGCGUCUCAUGGAGAAGGUGGCGAAGAUCCAGGCGGAGGCCGAAGGAGACCAGUUCAAGCUCUUCAACAGCACCGUGAGGCUCAUCAAGGAUGACCUUCAGCGUCGCGUCCGGGCCGAGUUCAUGAGCAGCGACGAAGCGGAUAGCGCGCUGACCAUCGCGCCACAGGCGACGUUCGUGCAGGGCUACACCGUCGAGAACUUGAUCGGCCCCCAGGUGUUCAUCAACUUGAUCAGGCGCAUUUUCAUUGAAGAGGGCCUUCUCAAAGAUUCCGUGAACGAGCUGGUCGCCUCUGUGGCGGAGCAUCUGCGCCACGUCGUGCAGCAUGUCGUUGCCCUCCAUGCCAAGGUCCAUCCGGUUCUUUCCAGCCGCCUGGCGAGCACGGCCGAGGACGCCAUUGACGAGAUGACGUCGAAGGCGCGGAGCCUCUGCGAGAGCCUGGCAGAGGCACAGGCCGUGACCUCCACGACGAACGGCAACUACAUGGUGCAGCUCUCGAAGUUCCGCCGCUCUUGGUUCCAAGAGGCGGCCGACGGCCUGAAAAGCAUCGCCGAGGCCUUGCUAGGAACCGCGGGAGCAAAGGAAGAAGAGCCGCAGCUGACGCCCGAGUUCGUGGAGUUGGUGAAACAGGCGCAAGAGGAGCCGGACAAGCUGGCUGUGCUGGAACUCUGUGCAUCGCUGCAUGUUUACACUGGCUUCCUCAUCGAAGGCUUCGUGGAGCAUGCGGCCAAGCUUUUGAAGUUCAACAUGGUAGAACAUCUGGGGGAGACCCUGGAAGACACCUGGCGGGAAGUGCUUGGAGGAAGCGCGUUGCACGAGCUUUUCCCCAAGGACGAGGGCACAGCGCGACGAAGGAAGGCGCUCAUGGACAGCAUUGGCGCGCUUCAGGACUUCAAGGCUUGCGGUCGGCUAAACUUUGGUCCAAAGCAUGCCGGCAAGUGGGAUGGGUCGUAUGAGCAGUUAACGUUGUCGAGCCGCACGCUGGUAGGUUUCUGCUCGCUUCUUCUGACGUCAUCGGGGCCUCAGGAGCAGCUCUCGACGCUGAAGGUGGCCGCCCCGGUUCCUACACUCGUCCCCGCCAAGAGGAAGACGAUGUCGGACAGCCUCCAGGACCGGGAGAAGGCCAGGAAGGAGGAGCUCGCAGCCAGGACCUUCGUUUGGAACUUUGCCGCGGAGCUGGAGGGUAAGGAGGAAAAGAAGGGAACGAGCCUCGACAGCCCGAAGUUCACCAAGUUGAAGGUGCCGGAUAUGUACCUGUGCUUUUAUCCAUACGGCGACGGUGCGACCGCCGACGACAAGUCGGCACUUUUUUUGUAUGCACCAGCAGGCUGGACCCUCACGUUCCGCUUGCGUGCAGGAGGAGUUGAGUACGUGGCUGAGGGCUGGAAGUUCGAUGCAACAGGAACCGGGUACGGUAACACCAUCUUUCCUGCUGCGACAGCAUUCUCAACUCCAGAAGUCAGCGUGGAGCUUCUGAAGGUGCCUUUACUACUGCAUUUCGAUGUGAACAAGACUGUGAUUCAGUCGGAUAGCGUGCAAAUGAAAGGCGUGGAGGAGGGAAUCCGAGAGGGCAUCGCAGACCUCUUCUGGGGAAACGUGAGCAAAAACGGAGGCUCCGAGACCUGGGAGUGGAUCAAAGCCGAGCCCACCUGCACGCCCCCAAAGGAUGAUAUCCUUGCAGUGGGGACGACACCUCUGAACUACACCCAGUGGUGCAAGCGCACGGUGAAGGACAAGAAGGAGAUGAAAGCAGCAGUUCGUUCCUUUUCCCUUGUGGCCGGGCAGCCGGUUGAGAAGGAGAUGCAGAAACUCCUGCAAGUCACGAUUAAGAAGAUGCAGCUUCGACCAGAGGUCCGAAAGUCCAAAGAGGCCGAAGGAGCGGGGCUGCUUGGCCCGACCUUCAACAUGUUCCCUGCGUUGUUUCACAUGGUUGUGAAGCUGCAAAAGGAGAGGAGGCCUUUCGCAAUUCUUUUCCGGUCGUUCGGGGCCGACCACGAGAAGAUCCAGCAGGAGUGGAACGCCUUUUGCGAGCUGCGGCACCCGAUCUUCUCCCCCUUGAUCGAAGAUAUCGGUCCGAUGGACGGCAGCGUGCCGGGGGUGCCGGAUCGACGGAUCCACUCGAUCCACACUCUCUAUC